Messenger RNA from Morchella sextelata, 1512 nucleotides. RefSeq lists its product as uncharacterized. Lineage: Eukaryota; Fungi; Ascomycota; Pezizomycetes; Pezizales; Morchellaceae. Gene Ontology annotation, cellular component: vacuole; membrane. The record is from RefSeq and is a predicted model, not a curated record. Bases 1 to 1512 code for a protein of 503 amino acids. The transcript is spliced from 4 exons. Gene Ontology annotation, biological process: regulation of intracellular pH.
AUGCAAACACACAGAAGCGGCGAAGAUAGCGUCUCCUCAGAGCUAGAAGGCAGUACCAGUAGUCAUGCCAGUACGAUUUUCACACCCAGCGUACGGCUAUUUCUCUCGUUUCUGUUAUUCGGGACUUUGAUCGCUAUGCAAUUCAGUGUCGUCGUUACCGCAGCAAACGACCUAGUACGAGACCACGCGCCCAUAGGAUCAAUCCUCUUCGCAUACACACUGCCCUCCGUACUCGUUCGCACCCUCAUCCCAUUUAUUCACUUUCCCGAGCUCCACAGCAGUCCUAACAAGCUUCUCUCCCGCCUUUUCCGUAGGGAAAACAAAGGAGAGGAUGAUGCGGACAAGUUUUAUUCCUCCUCCACUGCUAGCACUAACAGCAUGGCUGUAGAGCAUGGGGGAAGCUUAUAUUCGUCUGCGGACUCGCUAACGGCGCACGUCAACUAUCCGCUACGCCUGACGAUCUGUAUUCUGAGCAGUUUCUUUGGGCUGCAGUUGCUGGCUUGGGCGGACUAUACUGACUAUCGGAUGAACAGGUCGUUCCUACAGCUCUGUUCCCAUUAUCCAAAUACCGCCUUCGGCGGCUACACCACGGGCAGCGGAUGCGCAGCAUUAGUAGGUGCGUUCAUGUACACCUUUAGCACCUCCACCCUGCACUUCACUCCCAGCGGAACCAUCUCCGUGAUCGGAAUAUUCCCAGCCGUCAUCCUUCUCACCUACGCCCUCCUGCUCCCCGACCCCAGCUGCACAUCCGCAAAGCGGGCACUCCCCACCAGCCGCCGGCGCAGCAGCAUAGCAGAAGAAAGCAUCUCCUCCCUCCCCACGCUCUCCAAGCUGCGAAUUGCCCGCCCGCUCUUCUGGCGGUACAUGGCGCCCCUCGCGCUCGUCAUGCUCCUCGAAAACACCGUCGUCCAGGGCGUCCUCCCGACACUUCUCUUUCCGCUACCGUUCGCUGACAGUAACGGCCAUGGAUUCCUCAAUAAGGUGUUCCGCCAUACCAGAGACUUCUACCCAGUCUAUGUCACCGUCUACCAAUUCUCCAUCUUCAUCGGGCGCUCCAGCAUCUCCUUCUUCCGCCCGCCCGGUACGGCAAUUCUAUGUCUCCUCCAGGCGAUAAUCCUCACCCUCCAAGUCGCCGAGAGCCUCUCCAUGAGCUCAAACCUCCUCGACACGCUCUAUGGGCCCCCAGCGGUCCUCUGCGCCGUCGCAGCAAUGGGGUUGUGUGGCGGCUUCGCAUUCAGCGAAACCUACUGGCGGGUGCGUAACGGGGCGCUGCCGAAGGGCGUGUGGAAGGAGCUGGGGCGCGCACGGGGCGGGUAUCAAUUACUCGGCGGGAGCGGGGAGGAGGAUGAGGAGGGGGAGAGGGCGAUGCGGGAGUUUCUGUUGAGUGCAGUGGCGCCGCCGGAUACGGUUGCGGUGUUGGUGGCGAGUGUGGUGGGGAUGAGGGUGCAGGGGGGGUUGUGUGCUGUGCAGGUUGCGGGCGGGAGGGUGUUGUGUAGGCAUAUGGGGGAGUAG